AUGGACAACGAGCAUCAGGCGCAGCACGCCGAACAAUCGCACCUCCCGCCCCACAUCGAACGCUCUCAGUCCAGUUCAUCCUCCUCUUCGGUUGACCACGAACAUGAUGAGCACCAAAUCCACCAGCCGACACCUAUCCGCCCUCGUCUGCCUAGCCGUAAGAGCAGCGGCCCACUGGUCGUGCCCCGGGACAGCUCGGCCGUCGGCCCCAACGAUGCUGAGUUCGGACCCGACGAUGUGAGGGCAAUGAGCCCGCGGAGGACCAGCGAGGACAUUGAGGCACUUGGCAGAGAGGCCCGGGAAGAACUGAAGAGACACGCAAAGGCUCUCCAAGAUUCUCUUUUGACCAUUUUCAACCGCAUCGAAGCUGUCAGGGAAGAACACGACAAGCUCGAUAAUAACAACAAAUUCCUCCAAAAGUACAUUGGCGAUCUAAUGACAACGAGUAAAAUCACUGCCGCCCCGACUAAGGGCAAGAAAUGA
Molecule: messenger RNA, 483 nt
Organism: Colletotrichum higginsianum IMI 349063
Lineage: Eukaryota; Fungi; Ascomycota; Sordariomycetes; Glomerellales; Glomerellaceae
Product: BZIP transcription
Exons: 2
Coding region: 1-483 (160 amino acids)
Cellular component (GO): trans-Golgi network
Source: RefSeq, a predicted model, not a curated record